Molecule: messenger RNA, 919 nt
Organism: Abrus precatorius (Indian licorice)
Lineage: Eukaryota; Viridiplantae; Streptophyta; Magnoliopsida; Fabales; Fabaceae
Exons: 2
Coding region: 130-711 (193 amino acids)
Source: RefSeq, a predicted model, not a curated record
UAAUAUUUAAUAUUAUUACAGAAAAUGCCCUUUGAGUGUCUCUGUUGAUCGUCCCACGUGGCAAUUGAGUUGAGAUAACAACGAGAAAGUGUCCUCUGUGGUUCUGAGGCAAAAGCAGAAGCAUCAUCCAUGGCAGUCCCUGCACCAACCUCAGCCUCUCUCCUUCGACCCAUUCACGCCAACCGCACCUUCUCUUCUUCAUUCCCUCGCACCAUCCCCACCACCAACAAACCCUCAACCGUCGUCGCCAUGGCCCCCCAGAAAAAGGUGAACAAGUACGACGAGAACUGGAAGAAGGAAUGGUUCGGAGCAGGAAUAUUCUACGAGGGAAGCGAGGAUGUUGAGGUUGACGUGUUCAAGAAUCUGGAGAAGAAGAAGGUAUUGAGCAACGUCGAGAAAGCAGGGUUGUUGUCCAAGGCAGAGGAACUUGGCUUCACUCUUUCUUCCAUUGAGAAACUCGGCGUCUUUUCCAAGGCUGAGGAACUCGGCUUGCUCAGCUUGUUGGAGCGAGCCGCUAGCGUUUCCCCUUCCGUGUUGGCUUCCGCGGCGCUUCCGGCUCUGGUGGCUGCCAUCGCCGCGAUUGUGCUCAUUCCCGAUGACUCCGCCGCGCUUGUUGCCGUUCAGGCUGUUGUCGCAGCCGCGCUCGUCGUCGGCGCGGUUGGGUUGUUCGUUGGGUCUGUUGUUCUCGGCGGAUUGCAGGAAGCCGAGUGAAUGAUUGACGACUGUAAGGAUGAUGUGUAGAUAAAUUAAUUUUAGAAUUAUUUUUUAUUUUGUGUCUUUUAAUUUUGUUUUAGAGUUGUGGAGGGCGAGGGACGUUGAUGAGAAGACUCUUUCUUUUUAGUAUAAAAAAACAUUUUAAAAAAAAUGAUAAUGACAAUAAUUAACUUGAAAAUGGUAACAUGCAUACAAAUGUUGUGAC